CUUUAUCACUGGAAGCUAUGACAGAACAUGCAAAGUAUGGGAUACUGCAUCAGGAGAAAAGCUACGCACACUGGAGGGACACAGAAAUGUUGUCUAUGCAAUAGCUUUCAAUAAUCCUUACAGUGACAAGAUUGCCACUGGAUCUUUUGAUAAAACCUGCAGACUGUGGAGUACGGAAACAGGAAAAUGCUAUCAUACUUUCAGAGGACAUAGUGCAGAAAUAGUAUGUUUAUCAUUUAAUCCUCAGAGCACAUUGGUGGCAACUGGAAGUAUGGAUACCACUGCCAAAUUAUGGGAUAUAGAAAAAGGAGAAGAAAUAGUCACUUUAAGUGGGCACUCAGCGGAAAUUAUUGCAUUGUCUUUCAACACCACUGGAGACAGGAUUAUCACUGGCUCCUUUGACCAUACAGUAGCAGUGUGGGAUGUUGGCACUGGCAGGAUGUUACAUACUUUAAUAGGUCACCGAGGAGAGAUUAGCAGUGCUCAGUUCAACUGGGACUGUUCUCUCAUUGUCACUGGAUCAAUGGACAAAACGUGCAUGCUCUGGAAUGCUAUGACUGGGACACAUAUAGCAACUCUAUCAGGUCACAGCGAUGAAAUAUUGGAUGUCUGCUUUGAUUAUGCUGGCCAGCGUAUUGCAACUGCCUCUGCUGAUGGAUCAGCAAGAGUCUAUAAUGCAGAAACAAAAAAGUGCAUUGCAAAGCUAGAAGGGCAUGGAGGUGAAAUUUCAAAGGUAUGUUUCAACCCUAAAGGCAAUCGCAUACUAACAGCCAGCUCUGAUAAAACAGCUCGGCUCUGGGAUGCUGCUACUGGACACUGCCUUCAGAUACUAGAGGGUCACACGGAUGAGAUAUUCUCCUGUGCCUUCAAUUACAAAGGCGAUAUAAUCAUUACAGGGAGCAAGGAUAACACCUGUAGAAUAUGGCAGUGA
Eurypyga helias (sunbittern) is the source of this 931-nucleotide messenger RNA. RefSeq names its product dynein assembly factor with WDR repeat domains 1 (gene DAW1). The record is from RefSeq and is a predicted model, not a curated record. Gene Ontology annotation, molecular function: protein binding. The transcript has 9 exons. The annotation marks the transcript as partial. NCBI's taxonomy places the organism in Eukaryota, Metazoa, Chordata, Aves, Eurypygiformes, Eurypygidae.